GUCAAUGAAGAAAUGCUCUGCAAAGAAUUUGCCACCUAUGGAUCAAUUGCAAGCGUAAAAAUUAUGUGGCCUCGUACUCAAGAAGAAAAAGAUAGAAAUAGAAAUUGUGGAUUCGUUAGUUUUAUGGAUAGGGAAUCUGCCGCACAAGCACUGAAAAAUAUGGAUGGAAAAGAAUUACUUGGAUAUGUGAUGCGAGUUGGUUGGGGAAAAGCUGUCCCAAUUCCACCAAAACCAAUAUUUGUCUUGGCUGAAAAUUCCAGACCUCCGCCCAGCGGCAUGCCUUUCAAUGCUCAAGUUGUACAUUCAAAAGCACCAACAGGCAUGUUUUUAAUAACCAAUCAAGCAGCUAAAGGACCUCGACUUGAAGUACAAGUCGCAAAGCCAGAAGAUCCACAAAUAGUAAAAAUAAUACAUCGUAUGGUCGAACGUGUAGUAAAAUACGGACCUCCAUUCGAGGCUUUGAUAAUGGACCGAGAAUGGAAUAAUCCCAAAUUUGCGUUCCUAUUUCAAAACGAAUCAAUUGAACAUGUAUAUUACCGCUGGAAAAUAUAUUCGAUACUUCAAGGUGAUCCAAAGAAUAAAUGGAGAACCGAGGCUUUUCACAUGUUUGAUGAAGGACCGAUAUGGGUUCCUCCGGAAAUACCAUUUGAAGAAGAUGUAGUGGAUGAGCUUCUGGAUUCGGAUGAAGAAGAUGAACGAGAAAGGCUUCGAGUUCCAAAAGAUAUAAUAUGUAAAACGCUUACUCUAAAGGAAACACCCGUUCCCACCAAAGUUGCACGACUAUAUCUUGUAUCAGACAUAUUGCAUAACAGUAGCGUCUCAGUGCCAAAUGCAUGGAAAUUCAGGACUGGAUUUGAGACUAGGUUACCAGAAAUUUUUGAACAUUUCAACGAGGCAUAUAGGUCAAUCACGGCAAGGUUGAAAGCAGAGACUUUUAGGCGUCAGAUUACUACUUUACUAAGCGUCUGGGAGAAUUGGAUUGUCUUUCCGCAACCGUACAUUGAAUCCUUAGCAAAUACAUUUAUGAAGAAUACUAAGGAAGGAGAAGCACCAAUAACUUCAGAUGAUGCUAUGCAAAUAGCUCAACCACCACCAUUGGAUAUGGAAACGGAUGACCUUGAAGCAAAUAAUGGUGAUGAUAGCACAAUAAGACAGCCACAGAUGCAAGACGUGGCGAAUCCUAGUGUGACGAAUAGAUGGGAUUAUAAUAUACAAUAUCAACACUCACAUCAAACAAAUCAAGAGGAAGAAUCGAUCAAUCAGGCUACAAACAAUUCACGCCUUUUUCCAGAAGGGCCCCCUCAACCCUUAUGGCGAAGGACACGGAUAGAAGAAGAGGAAGUGGAUGACAUUUUUGCAUGA
Molecule: messenger RNA, 1362 nt
Organism: Ambispora gerdemannii
Lineage: Eukaryota; Fungi; Glomeromycota; Glomeromycetes; Archaeosporales; Ambisporaceae
Source: the annotation of a GenBank genome assembly